This is a messenger RNA of Papaver somniferum (opium poppy), 1053 nucleotides long. Its product is annotated as transcription initiation factor IIB-2-like. The transcript is spliced from 2 exons. The coding region runs from base 1 to 867 and encodes 288 amino acids. The record is from RefSeq and is a predicted model, not a curated record. Gene Ontology annotation, cellular component: nucleus; transcription preinitiation complex. Gene Ontology annotation, molecular function: TBP-class protein binding. NCBI's taxonomy places the organism in Eukaryota, Viridiplantae, Streptophyta, Magnoliopsida, Ranunculales, Papaveraceae. Gene Ontology annotation, biological process: DNA-templated transcription initiation; transcription preinitiation complex assembly.
AUGGAGGAAACUUACUGUUCAGAUUGCAAAAGUGUUACAGCAGUGAUAAAAGAUCAUUCGACCGGAGACGCAAUUUGUUCCGACGGUGGACUUGUAUCAGAAGCCUACUCAAUUGGUGAAACAUCUGAAUGGAGAACAUUCCGUGAUGAAUCAAAUGAUAAUGGGGAUGAUUCAAAUCUUCUUCUGUCUAAUAAUGGUUUAACCAUCAUUCCUCCCUCUUCUAAUUCUUCUCUUAGGCGUUUUAAUCCUGACAAGGGUCUUAUCAAGGCGUUCAAGGCGAUUGAGGCGAUGUCUGAAAGAUUAGGUCUUGUUUCUACAAUAAAGGAUUUGGCUAAUGAGAUUUAUAAGAAGAUGGCGGAUUUGAAGAGUAGAAAGCGUAUCAACAAGAACGCAAUUCUUGCUGCUUGUUUGUAUAAAGCUUGCAAGAGACUAGGGAAACCGAGAACAAUGAAAGAGAUCCAUUCCGUUGCGACUGGUGUGACCAGGAAGGAAAUUGGACGUGCCAAUUCGGAUAUUAGUAAACAUUUGGAGGAAAUUGGAGACGGGGUUCAGUGUCCUUCGGAAAUUAGGCGUUUUUGUUCUUAUCUUGGUAUGAGUAAUAAAGCUGUGAAAGCUGCUCAAGAAGCAGCUGCAAAGACUGAAGAAUGUGAUAUUAGGAGGAAUCCUGUAACGGUUGCAGCGACGAUUAUUUACAUGAUAUCUCAAUUGUCUGACGAGAGAAAACUGAUUCGAGAUAUUGCUGGUGCAACUGGAGCUGCAGAAGUCACUAUUAAGAAUUCUUAUAAGGAUAUUUAUCCUUAUGCAUUGCGACUGGUGCCAGCCUGGUAUGUUAAUGAGGAGGACCUCAGGAAGUUGUAUAGGCCUUGAAAGAAAUGGGAACAAAAUCCGCUGUUCAUAACUGCAAUUGGUGCAAAACUUGCAGUCCGUGUCUGCAGAUGGUAUUUUUUUCUGUUUCUGUUGCGGUAUAUUGGCAACAUUAGAUUUACUUGGCCAUCAAAGCACUGUCAGGGCUAGGAAAAGAUGUUGCGUUACUAAAAUGCCUGGAGGUUGUCA